Molecule: messenger RNA, 1184 nt
Organism: Penicilliopsis zonata CBS 506.65
Lineage: Eukaryota; Fungi; Ascomycota; Eurotiomycetes; Eurotiales; Aspergillaceae
Exons: 4
Coding region: 99-1040 (313 amino acids)
Biological process (GO): vesicle-mediated transport
Molecular function (GO): protein-macromolecule adaptor activity
Source: RefSeq, a predicted model, not a curated record
AUCUCAACCAACUCGUUGAAACAGUAUGCUUUAACUAUGCUACAACUAUAGUUACAACUAUAGAUACAACUAUAGAUACAACUAUAGCUACCAAAACAAUGACCGAAAUCUCCAAUCCGCGACGACUACUCAUCCUCUCGCCACCUUCACACUCGCAGACCGUCAUUCCGCCCUUCCUCAAAUCCCUGACGGGUGUUCUUCCAGAGACAGAGACAGGCUCGUUCGCAGGGUACACGACGCAUCCGGCGCUCCAGCUCCGAACGAAAUAUUACGCCGCGGACGUGCCCGUAUGGGUGGACGAGAUCCCUCUGGAGAAAGCAGCCCAGCAGACCUGGACGCACGAGUUUUCCGGCUCCGAGGCCCGGAUCGUGCGCGACGCGAUCGGCGCGGUGGCCGUGUGCGUGCAGAACCAUGACGGGGCAUCUGUGGAGGGAGUGAAACCACUCUUGAAAGCUGUUGGGGAGGUGAAAUCCGUGAUCGAGACGGAACGGGGGAUGGGCGAGGUGCCCGGGUUGCUUGUUCUUGUUGGGAAAGUUACGGCGCCUAUUGGAGAGGAAAGCGAGAAUGAACCAGAAGACUUUACGAGUGCGUGGUGGGAGGAUCAGCUCUGUGAGCUUGGCUUGAUGGAGUUUGAAGUCGUGGUUUGGGAUCCGAAAGGGAAGGAUUGUGAUAAACGCAAUGUGUUUGGUGAAUACGAAGGAAUGCGCCGGGUAAGAGAAGUCCUCGAAACACACGAAUGGGAGGGAGAUCAGCACCACGACGACGACUUGGAGAAGACUCUACUCGGGCUGGACGGGGAACAGCAAGGGUUCGAGUUGGAGGUCGACGAGCUCGAACGCGAGAUGCUAGGCCUGCGCUUCGCGAUGGGGCGGGAGGAAUCCGGCGAUGGGCAGGACGACGAUGAGGAAAUCAAGGCGGAGUCGUUGGAGGCGCUCAUGGUGCGCAUGAAAGCCAUACGAGAUAUGAGUGCGGAGUUGCCUGUGGAAGAACGGAGAAAGUUCGCUGCUAAAGCGGUUGGAGAGAUCAUGAAGGAGUUAUAGAGGUAUCUUUUUUUACGCCCGCUUCUUCCCCCGGAGAACCUUGCGUCUCUGCGCAAUCAUGUGUGUGUAGAGAAUAUAAGAGCCUGGAAUGGUCAGGGAUUGUCUGGACAAAAAAAAAAGUAUGCAAUGGAUAUAUACCUGGAA